Molecule: messenger RNA, 1256 nt
Organism: Paralichthys olivaceus (Japanese flounder)
Lineage: Eukaryota; Metazoa; Chordata; Actinopteri; Pleuronectiformes; Paralichthyidae
Source: RefSeq, a predicted model, not a curated record
ACCUGCGUCAGUUGGAUGUCAUCAGGCAGCAGUAUCACCAGGAGAUAAAACAUAUGAAGCUGAGAGCUGAAGCUGAGUCUCAUUCACAGCAGAAACAUGGAACCUUUGUGGUGGAGAAACCUGGAGAAGCUGGUGCAGACGGUGAAGAAGCUGCACCUGUACAGGACAUGGAAGCAGCUCUGAGGCAAGUGAGAGAGGAGACCAGAGCUCUGCGGAGAAAGCACGGAGACAAGAAAGGAAUCAUGUUCGAGAUUCCAUUCGAUGAGAAGGAGAAAGAGGGCGUCGGCCCACUGAGCCACACCCUGAGCUUCCAGGAGGGGGAGGAGUUGAAGCUUAGGGAUGUGUUGGAGGAAAGAAGGGGGUGGAGUUUGAGGACUCCUCAGACUCUGCUGGAUGCACUCGCCAACAUGGACGUCCACUCCGUCUACGCGACUGUCGCUGAGAAACAAGGUGAGGAGGCGGCGGCUCGCAGACAGUGGGUCGACGGCCCCCCCAACACUCUGCUGGAUGCUCUCGCUCAGGCUGAACUUGCUUCAUCAACUCUGAACUCAGUGACCACAGAUUUAGAGCCAGAGGAUGAAGAAGAGAAGAGGGAAGAAGAUGCAGAAGAGGAGGAGGAGGAUGAGGAAGACGACUCUGAUGUGGAGAUGGACGAAGAGCGGCUGGAGCCGAGGUCAGACGACGACGACACGAACUUUGAGGAGUCGGAGGACGAACAGAGAGAAGCGGUGGCAGACUCCAUGAAGAACCUGUUCGUCGUGGAGGACGGGAGCUCAGACAAAACAGAAAAUUCAGAGGCAGAUGAUGGGAAGGAGGAUAUCGGAGACGCAGACCCUCAACAAGUCCAACCAGAAUUGGUCGUUUUGUCUGAGCCCAGAGAAAGUGACAGUCAGGGACGUUCAGACGAGUCCCAGACAAACGAUCACAUGUGUGUAAAUACACAGACUCAGACAACCUGACUCAUCAAGUAGGUGUGAAUGUUUGUCCGUCGUCCUCAGCUGCUUCCUGCUGACGACAGAACCUUUAAAAACACCUCACAAAUAUUUAGUUUCCAGUAAAACGUCUGAGUUUCCUGAAGCUGCUGCUCUUUCUGGUUUUCAUCAAACUAACAGACGGACAUUUGUUGGACUAUUUUCAGCAGCAGAUUAUUCCAUGUUUGGUGUAGUGAGGUGUGUGUGUGUGUGUGUGCGUGUGUGUGCGUGUGUGUGUUAUGGUGAUAAAGUAAUGUUUUUACAUUGUAAAGGCUCAUUUAUUAU